UAAAUGGGCCGGGUUCAAUCCGAAUUACAUACCUGACCCGAUCAAAACAGUCCGAUUGCUUGGAUCGGGUCGUUGUCUCCCCCAAAAUUCUCGUCCCAUUAUUUCUCAUUUUUUUCCUCCGUUCUCUUUGAAAUUCCGCGCCGUUUUUCUUCCACUUUCUCAACUUCACAAAAGACUGUAAAUUUUUACACUUGGUGGUAUAUUUUGCUGUUUUUCAGGUUUUCAAUUUAGAGCUAAUCUGUUGCUAUGACGACCGACUCAAGGAGGGACGAUAUUAGCAACACGCUUCGAAUACUUGUAGCGACGGAUUGCCAUUUAGGUUAUAUGGAGAAAGAUGAAAUACGACGACACGAUUCAUUUCAAGCUUUUGAUGAGAUAUGUUCAAUAGCAGAGGAAAAGCAGGUUGACUUUUUACUCCUUGGUGGAGAUCUUUUCCAUGAAAAUAAGCCUUCAAGGUCAACUUUAGUUAAGGCCAUUGAGAUUCUUCGUCGUCAUUGCCUUAAUGAUCAACCGGUGCAGUUUCAAGUUGUUAGCGAUCAGACCGUGAAUUUUCCAAAUACAUUUGGCCAUGUGAAUUAUGAAGAUCCUCACUUCAAUGUUGGCUUGCCAGUGUUUAGUAUUCAUGGAAACCAUGAUGAUCCUGCUGGAGUUGACAACCUUUCUGCUGUUGAUAUACUUUCAGCAUGUAACCUAGUGAACUAUUUCGGGAAAAUGGUUCUUGGGGGUUCAGGUGUUGGUCAGAUUACUCUCUACCCUAUUCUUAUUAGGAAGGGCUCAACUGCUGUAGCUCUUUAUGGUCUUGGGAAUAUUAGAGAUGAACGGCUCAAUAGAAUGUUUCAGACACCCCAUGCUGUGCAAUGGAUGCGACCUGAACCUCAAGAAGGGUAUGAAGUGUCUGAUUGGUUCAACAUUCUGGCACUUCAUCAGAACAGAGUGAAGAUGAACCCUAAAAAUGCCAUAAAUGAGCGCUUCUUACCACGCUUCCUGGAUUUCGUAGUUUGGGGACAUGAACAUGAAUGUCUUAUUGACCCUCAGGAAGUACCAGGGAUGGGAUUUCACAUUAGUCAACCAGGUUCCUCAGUUGCAACAUCGCUGAUUGAUGGAGAAUCAAAGCCAAAGCAUGUGCUCCUUUUAGAAAUUAAGGGAAAUCAAUAUCGUCCGACCAAAAUACCUUUGACAUCAGUGAGGCCUUUCGAAUAUACAGAGGUUGUGUUGAAGGACGAACCUGACAUUGAUCCCAAUGAUCAGAACUCUAUUCUUGAAUAUUUGGACAAAGUGGUCAGCAAUCUAAUAGAGAAGUCCAGUAGGAAGGCUGUUAAUGGAUCAGACCUCAAGCUUCCAUUAGUCCGAGUUAAGGUGGAUUACUCUGGAUUCAUGACAAUAAAUCCUCAAAGAUUUGGGCAGAAGUAUGUUGGGAAGGUUGCAAAUCCCCAAGACAUUCUUAUAUUCUCCAAGGCUUCUAAAAGGAGUCAGAAAGAAGCCAAAAUUGAUGAUUCUGAAAGGCUUCGCCCAGAAGAAUUAAAUCAACAGAAUAUAGAAGCAUUAGUUGCUGAAAAUAACCUGAAAAUGGAGAUCCUUCCAGUCAAUGACUUGGAUGUUGCACUGCACAAUUUUGUUAAUAAGGAUGACAAAUUGGCUUUCUAUAACUGUGUGCAAUACAAUCUUGAAGAAACUCGUAACAAAAUUGGAAAGGAUUCAGAUGCUUCAAAGUUUGAAGAGGAAGACUUAAUUCUUAAAGUUGGAGAGUGCUUGGAGGAACGUGUCAAGGAAAGGUCUUCACACCCUAAGGAUGCCCUUCAGUUCACAUCAAGUGUGCAGUCCUUUGAGAAUGUCAGGAGUAAAAAUGAUACAGGAGUAGGAAGUGCAGCCUCCUUUAGUGACGAUGAAGACACAGCACAGCUAUUGAGCUCUGCCAAUAGAGGCCGGAAAGGGUCGUUGACAGCUUCUCGAUCAUCUCGUGAUGCCCCAGAAGUUAGUAAAAGUAAAACUUCUACCAGAGGAAGGGGUAGAGGCAGAGGCAGAGGCUCUAGUGGCUUAAAGCAGACAACUCUUGAUGCUACAUUGGGUUUUCGCCAUUCUCAAAGAUCUGCAUCAGUUGCUGCAGCGGCUGCAGUUCAAAGUAUUGCUGAUGAUGAGGAGAACAUUGACUCUGCUUCAAGUGAAGAAUAUGGAAUUAAUGAGGUUGAUAACAGUUCGGAAAAUGAUGAAAUUGUUCAAGGUAAAGGACGCAAAAGAGCUGCUCCUAGGGGAAGAGGUAGAGGAUCUACAUCUAAGCGGGGAAGGAAAUCCGAUAACUCUUCAGUUCAUAAAGUGUUCGUGAACAAGCAUGAUGAUGAUGAUGAUGACGAUGAUACUGAAGAAAUUGCAAGGAGAUUUAAUAAGUCUCAACCUCGGGUAACAAAAAGUUAUGGUGCUCUGAGAAGAUAAGUGUUAUCACGCCACCACCAAUGUGGUUGUGUAUUGCGAUGCCGAUAGCACCUAGCAUAGCAGAUUAUGCGGAUAAAUUGAAGAUCAACAUUAUCCAGCUCAGUGUAAAUGAUUUUCAAAGGGUAAUUGCAUUGGGAUGGCUGGUGAAAGGUAUAAAUCUGUAUUGCCUACAUUAUGCUAACUUUUUGUCCGAGAUUAAAAGAAUGUUAUCGAUUAGAUUUGUAUGUACACCCAAUGCAAGAAUUUAAUUGGCAAGUUAGCUGGUAGAUCUGUAAUGUUUUGCUCAUAAUCAAACUGGUCGAAUGUUCAUUUUCCUCUUGUUUUACACUUAUAAAGUAACAAUCUUACUAUAUGUUUAGAUAUCAACCUUUUGAUGCGAGAUUUAGGCCCCUCAACCAUUGAGGUGCGAAUGGGCUUUUGGUAAAAACGUCUUUUCCAGUGCAACCUCAAUCCUAAACGGGGAAAAUUGUGGUUUGCUGUCGUAUAGUUUAGUUUAGUUUUGCAAACACAAAAACCCCUUUGGAAGUGUGUUUAGAUUUGAUGAUUUAUAUAUUCGUAUCAUAUAAAAUAUUCAAAUUUGUAUAUUCGUAUUAUGUUUUAUACGAAAAUUACAUAUUGCAAUUUGUG
This is a messenger RNA of Durio zibethinus, 3054 nucleotides long. RefSeq names its product DNA repair and meiosis protein (Mre11) (gene MRE11). Gene Ontology annotation, molecular function: single-stranded DNA endonuclease activity; 3'-5'-DNA exonuclease activity; manganese ion binding. Gene Ontology annotation, biological process: meiotic DNA double-strand break formation; mitochondrial double-strand break repair via homologous recombination; mitotic G2 DNA damage checkpoint signaling. NCBI's taxonomy places the organism in Eukaryota, Viridiplantae, Streptophyta, Magnoliopsida, Malvales, Malvaceae. The record is from RefSeq and is a predicted model, not a curated record. Gene Ontology annotation, cellular component: nucleus; site of double-strand break; Mre11 complex.